AUGAAGAAGGCGGUUGCAACGACGAAACGCACCAUGAAAGAAGAAGAAGCUGCAAAUACCAACCAGCCACUGCUAACCUUUCGUUCUCCUUUGGAUCCCAGUAGCGAGUACCAUGUCGUGUGGGCCCAGAAAUCUCUUUGGAAGCGUCGUCUCGAAAGCAUGCAACAGCGAUACCCCAGCGACCGGUCUUUGAAGUGCUGGGAUUCCUGUAGCGACUCUUCUGACAGCGACCAAGAAGACAACGCCACAUGGGUUAUGGAUGGAUCUCAAAGCAUCGCACCAAUGGAUCGUUGGGGAGAAUCAAGCGCCAGCUCAAUGCCUGACAUGUCUAUUCGCUACAACAGUGAUAGCGACGGAGACGACGAUGAUGAACUCAGCGCAUGUUCAUGCCCUGUAUUCGAUCGGUGGGCAACCGAUGCAUCUUCGGUUAAUGGUGCCAGUUGGGAUGACCAGAGCACACGAUCCACCCGUAGCACUGCUAGCUCUGAUGCCGCACCCAGCCGUCCCGCAAGAAGACCUCAAUCACCAGUGAACGACGAUGACUCCAUUCAGGAUGAAUCAUCUACAGAUGCAAGAUCCCCGUAUGCUGUAAGGUGGUUGGACGACUUCUACUCUACCGUUACCUACAUCCGAAGAGAUGGAUUGUGUCCUGCAAUCCAAGAGAUGAGGACUCGCCGCAAAAACAGCGCAGGGAACACUGCCGCUUAG
Messenger RNA from Seminavis robusta, 708 nucleotides. Lineage: Eukaryota; Bacillariophyta; Bacillariophyceae; Naviculales; Naviculaceae. The record is from the annotation of a GenBank genome assembly.